Molecule: messenger RNA, 2061 nt
Organism: Rhododendron vialii
Lineage: Eukaryota; Viridiplantae; Streptophyta; Magnoliopsida; Ericales; Ericaceae
Product: acyltransferase GLAUCE-like
Exons: 2
Coding region: 658-1950 (430 amino acids)
Molecular function (GO): acyltransferase activity, transferring groups other than amino-acyl groups
Source: RefSeq, a predicted model, not a curated record
UUUUUUUGUGAACAGAUAGGAAGGGAGGUUUAUUUGUUCAAAGAUGGGAAGGGAGGUCGCAAGCUAACAUUUUCCACUCCAGGAAGGACAAUGGCAUUUCCCUUUUCCUUUGAUUUUUCUGUUUGUAAGAACUAAAGUGUCGGGCCCGGAGUGCCCCCAUUAAUUUGGUUACACAAUGCCCCACUCUUUGCGUCCGCUCUAAAAAUAGACUUGCGGGUGUGAUGUCGAAUGCCGUAAAAAACUUAAUUAAAGCCCUCUCUACCAUUAAUUAGUUUUACAAGAGAUGAUAGAAAAGCGGUACGACAUAAAGGAUGUUGAGGAAAAAGAGGAUACUUUUGGUAGAAAUAGAUAUAUAUCUUGAAGUACACAGAAUUUCAUUGGAAAAUAUUCGUUUGGAAAUUAUUUUAAACUACACUGAAGAAACUGUUUUGAAAGCCUGCAUCAUUAAAGUUAAUUCAACAACAUUAGUUUCAUUUAUAUUUGUGAAACUGCCACUUCAUUUAAACAAGAACACCUACAUUACUACAUAUUCAUACUUCUCAUCAAGGUUGGAAUUCAAUGAGCAUAUAAGUAAGUUAUUUGACGACUUGGUGCGGUAUGUUGGUACUGAGUUUCGCUUAAUCUAUUUCGUUAGCUUUGUUAGAUUCAAUCAAAACAAUGGAGAAUUUAAAGUUAGUCAAGAAAACUGUCGUACACCCCGAGAAACCCACCAGACGCAGGCGAAUCUUCUUAUCAAACAUUGAUCUUGGCCUCAUUGCCUACCAAGAAUCAGUGUCUUUCUUUGAUCCUCCACAAAUCAAUUUCGUCGAAGCUUGUGAAAAGUUGAACAGAGCCCUUGAGCGUUUGUUUGUACACUAUGAUUUCUUUGCUGGGCGCCUAGUGCCAUCUCUAGGAGAUGGCCAGCGACUGGAGAUCGAAUGCAAUGGCGCGGGUGUGGUGGUUGUUGCAGCUGAAACUGAGACCAAGUUGAGCCAACUUGGAGAUCUUAUGGCACCAAAGCCAGAUUUUAAACAAUUUACUGGGUUCUUAAAUGAAGCGAAUGAAGAAGAAAUGGAAAUAAAAGACAUGCCUCUUUUGUUCAUCCAGUUGACUCAAUUGGGAUGUGGAGGCGUGGCAUUUGCUUCUCGUUACAAUCAUUGUGUCCUAGAUGGAGUAGCUGUACGUGAAUUCCAGGCUAACAUGGCUGCUCUAACACUGGGUAAAGAUAUGAUGUUAAUACCAAAUCCCGAUCGGACAAUGUUUAGAGCACGAAACCCCCCUCUAAUCAAUCACCCUCACCAUGAGUACUCAAAACCAAUCCAAUGCAAAUCUAAUGCCACAUUUGUGCAACCUUCAAUUUACGAUCGAACUCACCUGAUCCAUUUACCACCACACCGCAUUGCCAACAUAAAGAAAGCCACCAUGAGAGAUGGAAAAAAGUUAAAUUGCACCACCUUCCAAGCCGUGGCAGCAAAGAUAUGGAAGGCAAGGAGUGUUGCUUCGGGAAUGGAGGAUGAAAGGAUUUCAACAAUGUUGUUUCCUGUGGAUUGUAGGAAAAGGGUGGUACCACAAGCACCGAUUGGGUUUUCUGGAAAUGCCCUAAUUCCUGGAUUUGCUCGGGUGAGCGUGAAGGAGUUGAAGGAAGAAGAAGAUUAUGUUCUUGUGGAGAAAGUGAAAGAAGGGCUGGAGAGAUUGGAUGAUGAGUAUGUGAGAUCUAGUAUAGAUUGGUUGGAAGUGAACAAAGGGGUACCCUGUAGGGAAGAUAGCUUCUCUCUGGUGGCAUGGUGGAGAUUAGGGUUAGAGGAAGAUGAGUUUGUUUGGGGAAAAUCCAAGUGCAACACUCCAGUGUCGCUUAAACCUGGUUUGGUGUAUCUAUUGCCAGGACUAACAGAUGAGGGAGGGCUUAACAUUUGCCUGGAACUGCCUAAUGAUCAAAUUAGGGAGUUUCAUAGGUUAAUGAUGGAAGGUUAAUACUAAUGGCCAAUGUCAUAGCAUAUUUUGCAUGCGUCAAUUGUAUGCUUUAUCUCAUCAAUUGUAGCUUGUAGUAACUUUUAACAUCUUAUUGUAAAGUCAAAUUAACAG